Nannospalax galili (Upper Galilee mountains blind mole rat) is the source of this 1794-nucleotide messenger RNA. It is a transcript of the gene Rbbp9, whose product is annotated as RB binding protein 9, serine hydrolase. The record is from RefSeq and is a predicted model, not a curated record. Gene Ontology annotation, molecular function: hydrolase activity. The transcript has 4 exons. Bases 80 to 541 code for a protein of 153 amino acids. NCBI's taxonomy places the organism in Eukaryota, Metazoa, Chordata, Mammalia, Rodentia, Spalacidae.
UACAAUUCCCAGAAGGCUUCAGUGUGGGAUGCAGUCUUGGUCCAAGUACUGCAAUUCGGUGGUCUGAGUCUCUGCAUUCAUGGAGUCCCCUAGCAAGGCAGUAAUUGUUCCCGGGAACGGAGGCGGGGACGUGGCCACCCACGGCUGGUACGGUUGGGUGAGAAAAAGACUGGAGCAGGGAGGUGGAGGAGACCUGUGCCACAGUAUGCAUUUGGAGAUAGACAUCAGGUAUGCAGAGACCCACCAAGUAUAUGCUAUUGUAUUAGUGUCUGCAUACACAUCAGACUUGGGAGAUGACAAUGAGCGUGCAAGUGGGUACUUCAGCCGGCCCUGGCAGUGGGAGAAGAUCAAGGCCAACUGCCCUCACAUCGUGCAGUUUGGCUCUACUGAUGACCCUUUCCUUCCCUGGAAGGAACAACAAGAAGUGGCCGACAGGUUGGAAGCCAAAUUGUACAAAUUUGCUGACCGUGGUCACUUUCAGAACACAGAGUUUCAUGAACUGAUUAGUGUGGUAAAGUCUAUGCUGAAAGUAGCAGAAUAGUCAGGAUGACUGCUGCUUUACGUGCCAGGGUGGGGUGAAUAAUAGCAUCUGUUAUCAGUUUCUAGACAUGAAAUGUCCAGGCAUGCUCCAAAGUGCCUGAAAAGCAGACUAGUUUCAGCAUUCAUACUGUCACUAGCAACAUUGUCAUUUUCUACAGAACCUAAAUCUUCCUCAAAUGCUAUGAACUUUAGCAAUAUUUUUCCCAUUCAGUAAGGGACAUAGGGCAGUUUAGUCAUCCCAUUGACCUAAGACAGUAAGUCAGAAGUGGAAUCUGGAGCCAGGUAAGGUGACAGGUGUCUGCAAUCCCAGCACUUAGGAAGUGGAAGCAAGAGAAUCAGAAUUCAAAGACCCCAAACAAACAAAACUAAGUUUUCAUGCAAACUGUAUGAGUGACACUCCUUCCCCUUUGAAAUAAAACUUACUGAGAGAAGAAAAUGUGGCUAAAGGUCCAGUGUUGGCAUGAUAUUCAGGACACUGCUGAUUCCAGCUGGCUCAAGAUAAACUGAUGCCCCUGACCUCCCUCCCCUCAGGUCCUUCAGACAGGUUGUGAGAGACCAACAUAUAAGGACACCAAAUCUGAGUCAUGGGUGUCUUGGGGUCAGGCAGAGAAUAGAUGGAAGCAUAGCCUACCACCUGGGCCAACCCUGACAGGACAAAGCUGCCAGAACUAGAGCCCUAUGGAAAGCUCAUGCCCUGUCAGAGUACAGCUGUGUAGAAAUACGACAUGGCUUUUUAAUAUGGAGAAUAUAGAUGUAUAUACAGUCCAUAUGUAUAUGAAUUAUGUCUGAUUUAUAUCUCCAUGGAUUAUAGGAGCUUUGGAAACAAUACUGUAGAUCAAAAACUGCAAAUACAAGACUAAGACCAAGUCAUCCAUUUGUGAGCAUGGCCAUAAACAUUAGCUUAGCCAAAGUCCAAGAAAAGCCCAAGAUCACCAAUAUGAACUUAUAUAAUGUUAAAGGGUGGAAAACAUGGGAGCAAUCUGAAUUUUGUUACAAAGUUUUAAGUAUUGUUAAAAAGAAACUUUACCAUUGUACAAGGUUUGCUCUGUAGAGUUCAACCUCUUAACCUCUAAAGAUCUCUUUCAAGCAUCAUUCCAAGAUUUUUCUUACAUAUUCUCUCAAAAAGUAACACUUUUUUAAAAAUGAAUUUUUAUAUUAGCAUAUGUUAGAUGUAGAAAAUGGCUUCAUGACAUUUUCAUUCAUGUUUAAGAUGUACUUUGAUCAUAUUUUUAAAAUAAAACUUUCCCAACAUUC